Folsomia candida is the source of this 766-nucleotide messenger RNA. RefSeq lists its product as uncharacterized. The transcript is spliced from 4 exons. Bases 93 to 584 code for a protein of 163 amino acids. The record is from RefSeq and is a predicted model, not a curated record. Lineage: Eukaryota; Metazoa; Arthropoda; Collembola; Entomobryomorpha; Isotomidae.
GGCCCGAUGUUAAGUCUUACCUCAUAAAUUGACAAAGUUUCGUCUUGUACAUAAUUAAAUUUUGGAAAAUUUGAGACAUCGAACUAUACAAAAUGGCAUCUUACUUGACCGCUGCUCUAUUGAUUUUGGCCAGUAUUGCGUUUGUUUCUGGACGACCAUCCAUAAGAGAGGAGCUCGUUACAGGGACCCCGUUCAUCAUUCGAUCCGUACAGGGUGGAUUGCUCCUCAAGUCCCUUGGUGGCGGUCAGCAUUGUAAGGGGGCAGGCCACGUGGUAACAUCGAAUUAUGUGGAGAAUGCCGUUUCGGCCACGUGGAUCUACCAAAGUCUGGGUCCAUGGGCAACAUUUUCCACAAGUGGGGGUGAUUUUUACCUCAACGAGUUCACUUUCCAUCCAGAAGGCCCCUUUUGCUACCCGGGAGGGCGAUCGGUCACUUUGGUGUGGCACGAGGAGGGCACCGUUUCUUUCGAAAACCAUGACGGAACUUGUUUAAACAAUAAUGGAAAUGGUGAACGGAUCAGUUGGACCUCGUGUGAUGGCUACUCUCCCAGUCAACGGUGGAACCUGGAGAAGACUUUGCAAUAAUAUAGGGGAUACAUCAAAAUUAUAAAUAAUUUGUAUUAGCUUUUUCGUUUAUGAUUUAUUUCUGAUCUUAUCCAAUUAUCCUCCUUUAUGUAGUAGCUCUCUCCAUCCUUUUAAUUUGUAAAUUAAUAAGCAAAUAAACAAAUGUAUAAGCCAUGAAUAAUAAAGAUGCACGACCAAAUGAA